UGAACGUAAUUCAUCCGGUAAAAAAUUCCACACUUUGGCACCAAUGAAAGUUGUAGAUCGUUAUCUGCAUGCAUGACAGGGGUCAUUAUGGGUGACUGAGUAAGGGAAAAUUCCCUACUUCACUUUAAAUCGUGUUAAGUUGACGUUGUAUUAUAAUAACAAGGAAAUCUCUUUCACUUCUUUUCCUUGAGAUAUGAAAACAAACUUCGCUCAAUGUCUGUAGAGUUGACUUUCCUGUCAUGAUGCAGUGAUUCUUGUUCGCGGAAGAAAAGUAAGAGUUUUGUUUAGAAGAUAAAUGCUUCGUGACUCGACAAACAAGGAAACACCGCUAUAUUUGCUGAUCGAUAUUCCUGUUGCAACCGCCGCAAGGAGUCAGUUUCCACUCGGACAUCUAGAGCAAGGUAGUUGUGCUAGACUUCAGUUGUUAGACAUUUCCUCAGAAUCGAAUUCCGUUUAAGUUGCUGCCUUUUAUUACCUUUUAAAAAUUAUCUUCAUUGCCGCUUAAAAAAGUAACAUCCCGCUCUCUUUACAGAUUUUCAAGAGACUUUCAUCCGUCAGCCACUGAUGAAGCCAUCUCCAUUGUUGUUGCAAGCAAAGUAAAGUCAUAUCAGUGACAAAGAAUGGCCGGUGCUCCUGAACAUCGGGGAUAUCCCAGUUUUGAGGCUUUGCAACCUCUUUAUCGACUCACUGAAGCUGACAUUCAUAGUCGUUAUCUUCCCGAUGAUAUUGGAACAAGGUGGAAAGAUUUGGCUCGAAAGCUUGGUUUCAAAGAGGCAUUUAUUGAUGCCAUUAAGAGUGAAAAAGACUCCAACAAGGAAUGUUGCAUCGCCCUUUUGGUAAAGUGGAUGGAGACAGAGGGAGAACAAGGAACUUGUGAAAAGUUAGCAACGGCAUUGGCAAAUAUAGGACUUCAAAACUUGGCUGAAAGAYUGACUGGUAUGUGGUUAGGACUUCGCAAGGAUUUGAAGAACUCUGUUAAUGCCACCAUCCAGAUUUCCGUAAACACACCCGAGGAAACAAAAAUCAUCAAAACAUCAGAAGUGAAAGAUCUCGACAUUUCCGCGGAACUCAAAAGUUUGCAAGAAAAGCUUUCAAACAUAAUACGUAAUCUCGAAAUGGGCGAGCUGAAAGAAGAAUCUUUCCCAAUUCAAAACAAGGUAGAUUUACUGAACAGGCAGAGUAGAACCCUGCAAGAACUUUACACUAAAGUCACUGGCAUGACAGGUGAAGCUUGUAAGUGCGAUGAAUUAGUGAGAAGAAACUUCUACGACUUCACGUACCACAGUUUAAGAGCCGUACAUAAUGAUCUGCGUGCACGAGCUGCGGACCUACAAUCAGCAGAACCGACCCUGAAAGAGGAGGAGAAAGAAACACUACGAAAAAUAUUGUCAUACCAAAAAGGUAGAGAAAAGCAAGUCGAGCAUUUGGAGAAGUUAUGGAUUGGGCUUUUCACUCCGAUGAAACCACCUUUGCAGAAAUCUCAGUCGUCACCACCCGUGAGGGAACUCGGUAAACCACCUAGUGAUGCGAAGGUAAUUAACUAGAAUUAAAAUCAUUUUUGAUUUCUUCCCGAGAAGACGAGAAAUAUACUUUUAAAACAGAUAGUUAACAUAACUUCAAAUUCAUUCUUGGACUUAACUGCGCAGUGGUUUUAGCAAGAGGUUGACAGAGGCUAGAGGCAAACAUAGCUAGGCGCUGAACAAGCCUAAUAUCUGAGAGUUCAUGGAAAAAGUAAAGGUCGAUCUGCUGUCAAACUUAAGUAAAAUCAAACUUGGCUCAUAUGAAAAAAUAA
Molecule: messenger RNA, 1792 nt
Organism: Orbicella faveolata
Lineage: Eukaryota; Metazoa; Cnidaria; Anthozoa; Scleractinia; Merulinidae
Biological process (GO): signal transduction
Molecular function (GO): protein binding
Source: RefSeq, a predicted model, not a curated record